Messenger RNA from Octodon degus (degu), 672 nucleotides. RefSeq names its product keratin-associated protein 10-3-like. Lineage: Eukaryota; Metazoa; Chordata; Mammalia; Rodentia; Octodontidae. The record is from RefSeq and is a predicted model, not a curated record. The transcript has a single exon. Gene Ontology annotation, cellular component: keratin filament. Bases 1 to 672 code for a protein of 223 amino acids.
AUGGCUGCCUCCACCAUGUCCAUCUGCUCCAGCACUUACACUGAGCCCUGGCAGGUGGAUGACUGCCCAGAGAGCUGUUGUGAGCCCACCUGCUGCACCUCCAGCUGCUGCCAACCCAGCUGCUGUGCCUCAGCUCCCUGCCUGAGCCUUGUUUGUACCCCAGUGAGCUGUGAAUCCAGCCCAUGCUGCCAGCCGGCUUGCUGUUCUUCGUCCUGCCAACAAUCCUGCUGCUGUGUGCCCACCUGCUGCACACCCGUCUGCUGCAAGCCUGUCUGCUGCACAACUGUCUGCUGCACACCUGCCUGCUGCACACCUGUCUGCUGCAAGCCUGUCUGCUGUACACCUGUCUGCUGUACACCCAUCUGCUCUGGUGCCUCCUCCUCCUCCUCCUGCUGCCAGCCAGCUUGCUGCUCCUGCUCCCCCUGCCAGCCAUCCUGUUGUGUAUCUGUCUGCUGCAAGCCCAUCUGCUGCACACCCUCCUGCUCUUCCACAUCCCUGCUCUGCCGCCCUGUGUGCAGACCCUCCUGCUGCAUGCCUGUCUCCUCUUGUUGCACCUCCUCCUGCCAGCCCAGUUGCUGCAUCCCGACCUCUUCCAUGUCCCUGCUCUGUCACCCUACCUGCUCCCGCCCUGCCUGCUGUGGCCUCUCCUUGGGCCAGAAGUCCUGCUGCUGA